UGAUGUUCCGACCGUCAUUCAAGAUGAAGUUNCCCGAUAUGCCAUACUAUAGACUCAACUACAUUCUCUUGUCAUCGAUUGGACUCUGGCCAUACACUAAUUCCAGCAUUAAUCAGAUACAAUUCACGUUGUCAAUACUGAUAUAUAUCUCGUUUAUAUCUGUCCAGUUGAUAAAGUUAUUUAGUUCAGAGUUUAAUCUCGACCUUUUAUUGGGAGUGUCAUCUAUUUGCCUCACUGUUGUAAUGUUCGCUGUUAAAUAUGUUGCUUUUUAUGCUGUUAUGCAAAAUAUUAUUAAACUGCCAAAACUUCUGCGAAGCAACUGGAGCAUUUUAAUAGACGAUCAAGAAAUGGAUAUAUUGCAUAAAUAUAGUAACACAAGCAAACUAUUUACGAUACUUAUAGCAACGAUGCACAUUAAUAUCGGAUUGCUGGUUGCAGCAACCACCGGAGUAGCUACUGAAACGUUCGCAUUAGGAUACGCGUUACAUAGUUUUGGAAUGUUUAAGAUUGCUAGAUACCGUAUGCAACGUAUACUAGAUGAAAAUUCAACAAAGAUAUAUGAAAGUUUUAGACACAGUAAGUGUCACGGUAAAAUAAUUGAUGCGGUCAAUGUUCACAGAAGAGCGAUCGAAUUUUCAAACUUGUUAGUAGUGUGUUUCGGGCGAUCGUAUUUGGCCAUAUUUACGAUUGGUUUAUCUGCGGCGACCUGCAAUCUUUUCUACGAGUUUAUGAAUUGCGACUAUAGUGUCUAUCGAGCAAUAUGCAACACACCAUGGUACAAUGCGCCAGUAAAAACGCAAAAAUUAAUAUUUUUCCUGAUACAAAAAACCACGAAAACGUACAAAGUCGAUGCCGGCGGUUUGUUCAGUCCUGGCUUGGAAGGUCUCGCCUCGAAACAUGCCAACACAGGAAAACUAUUUACGAUACUUGUUGCAAUAAUAUUCUACACUUUCAUAUUCGUGUUCAUUACGGUACAAAGUUCGCCGAAAAUCCUCGACGCAAUCAUUCCCUUGAACAAGUCGCGUCCUGUACGUCUGUUGGGCGUAGCCGUGUUGUUCUUCGAUCAGGAAAAGUACUUCUAUCCGAUAAUGGUUCACAUGAUGGUGGCGCUUUCUCUGGAAACAACCACGAUACUGGGCACGGAAUUGUUUUGCGCGAUAUGCUUACAGCACGUUAGCGGAUUGUUCCAAAUCGCCAGACUUCGCAUAGAACACGCGUUUGACUGCGAACUGCGCAUUUCCAUCUCGGAAAAGAGCAAGAUAUAUCACGCCAACUUAGUCAAAGCGAUAGUCAUUCAAAACAAGGCCCUCGGAUUGUGCAAUUUGUUCAACGACUGCUUUGAAAUGUGUUAUUUUUUCUUGCUGAUAAUGGGCAUAUGUUCCCUGAGCAUCAACCUGCUUCGUUUUUCUCAAGCAGGAUACGAAAAGAAUUUGGAAGAGUUUUUCUUGGUCGGAAUGUUGGUUAUCGCUCACUUCGUUUACAUGUUUUUUAGCAAUCUCGCGUCGCAAUUAAUAACAAACAGCAGCUUUGACAUAUAUGAUGAAAUAUGCCAAUUGUCGUGGUAUUCUGUCCCUCUACAAUUGCAAAAAACGAUCGCUAUUAUGAUGCAACGAAACGCGAAAGGUUAUAAAUUUCAAAUAUUGGGUGUGAUCGAGGGCUCGCUCGAAUUCUUUGCUUCGAUCAUGAACGUCUCUUUGUCUUAUUUCACGGUUCUUUGGUCGGUGCAACAUCCUUAAUCAAUGUGCACAAUACGACGCUUUUCUCCAAUCAGCUCUGGCAAUCAAACGACGAUGUAACCAACAACUUUAUUCUGUUCUUUUUAAGAUUCACUGUAGUACGUAUCCGAUGAU
Molecule: messenger RNA, 1850 nt
Organism: Pseudomyrmex gracilis
Lineage: Eukaryota; Metazoa; Arthropoda; Insecta; Hymenoptera; Formicidae
Exons: 15
Coding region: 3-1736 (577 amino acids)
Biological process (GO): sensory perception of smell; detection of chemical stimulus involved in sensory perception of smell
Cellular component (GO): plasma membrane
Molecular function (GO): odorant binding; olfactory receptor activity
Source: RefSeq, a predicted model, not a curated record